This is a messenger RNA of Purpureocillium lilacinum, 414 nucleotides long. RefSeq lists its product as uncharacterized. Gene Ontology annotation, molecular function: oxidoreductase activity. Gene Ontology annotation, cellular component: mitochondrion. The record is from RefSeq and is a predicted model, not a curated record. Lineage: Eukaryota; Fungi; Ascomycota; Sordariomycetes; Hypocreales; Ophiocordycipitaceae.
AUGUUUGGAUUCCGCAAGACGCUCGACAUCAUCACCGUCUUCCACAAGGCGGGAUCCCCGGCCUCGACCCGGGUCGCCAACCUGCUCAAGGAGAUCUCGGUCAACCUGCAGACCGGCGCGACCAUGGACCAGGCCAGCGACUACACCCUGCCGAAGCGCGACCCCUUCGAGCUCAACAUCACCGAGGAGCCGCCCACCGCCGAGCAGGUCCAGACCAUCCUCGAGUACGUCGGCAAGGACAACAUCUCGCAGAUCAUCAAGGGCGCCCACGACCAAAAGGAUGCGCUCCGCAAGUUCAAGGAGAGCAAGGAGAACUUUGUGCGGCCCGUGACGGUGGACUGGAACAACGGCAAGGCCAUUGCCGGCGCCAACGACUCGGAGAUUCUCAAGCUCGUCAAUGCGUCAAAGCGAUAG